AGGAGCACGAGGAUCAUGCAAGUUAGGAGGUACGUUUCAAGUUGUCCUGAAGUUGGAUGGAAAGACGCAGAACAGACUGCUGGAAAGUGUCACCGUACAGACUGUGGGGUUUAAAGAAAAGCGACGGAACAAGUGUUGCAGGAAUUGGGCUGAGACACUAGGGGGCGAUGUCGGGAGGCAGCGGUGCCAACAACAGCUGGACCAUCCUCACUUCCGAGGAGUCUGCUGCUGAAACCCUGCGGCCUCUGACAGAGCACCACGAAGAAAGCAAUACAUCAACAGCAGAGCAUACAGGCAGUGGGGCAGAGAGCCAGCCUGCAGAGGUUGCCAUGUCUGCAGUGAAGGACCACCAGGUAUCGGAAGACAAAACAGCAGAGCAUAGUGGGGACACUAGCAGUGGUCCAUCCGAUCACUCCAUGCUCACACCUGCACCUGCCGGCAACGUCACCUUUCCCUCUACUUUAGAUGUCUCCGCCCACUCUGUCCCUGGUAGUGAUGGACUCAGCCAAUCAGAGGGCCUGCCUGAGGAUCCAGCACCACAUAGCCCUGACCCUGAUUCCUUUUCUGAUUCCUACACCCACUUGAGCCCCUCCCCUGAUGAGCCGCCAGCCUCACUGCUGUCCACAGAGACCCUGGGAGGGCUGGAGCUCACAGAGGAAGAGGAGAGGCAUGCACAGGAAGAAAUGCUGUAUCCGACAAAUGAGGAGGGGCUAGAACAGGAAGGGGAGGAGUCAGAGCUGUCUCAGCGGGCAGCUGACUUAGGGAAGCAAGCAGACUCUCCUGUGGAUUCAGAGGUGGGACAGGACAGAACUGAGAAGGAGGGAGAGGAGGGAGAGCCAGAGGUGAGGAGGAGGAGGUCUCUCUUGGCAGCUCUGGAACGGAUAGGAAGGAGGGAGGAGGAAGAGGAAGGAGAGGAAGAAUUUCAGCCUCCACAAAGGGAGGAAGACAGUGGGUUUUCUGUGAACAAGUGCAUCCUGGGGGCUGUUAUUCUGUUGGGCCUCGGGACCAUCUUCUUCUCAGGUGUCUUCAUGGACCUGGAUGAGGAGAGUGAUUAUGGUGGAAGGGAGGUCAGAGAUGCAGAAGUGCCUGUAAAACAGGAAUGGUUUAAUACGGAGGUUCCCCCACCCCCAGCAGAUGCUGACAAUACAGAGCUUCUGAAUAAGUUAGCCAAAGGAAACCAGCAGAUUGCCGUGCUGCAAGCACAACUCCAGGCACAAAAAGAUGAGCUAAAAGUAGCCAAGGGACAGGCAGCGGAGGGAGCAAAGGAGCGGCUGCGGAGGGAGGAGUUGGAGAAGGAAAACGGUAGGCUGAAGAAAGAGAUGGCGUCUGUCCCUGUCCUUCAAAAAGAGAACGAGAGGAUGAAGAGAGAGCUGGAGUCUGUCUCGGCCCUUCAGAAAGAACUAGAAACACUGAGAGCCACUGUGACUGAACUAAAACUCCCCACAGCCAAUGAAGCAGCUCCAGAAACUGUGCAUCCUACUGCAGCACCCCCACCUGGCCAGGCAAAGGAUAGCAGGCCGGCCCCAGCUGAAACCACAGCGGCACAGCACAAGAAACCACAGAAGGAAGAGAAAGUGGAAAAGAAGAAAGAGUGGAAGAAGGAGAAAUAUGACAUGGGUGACAAGGAGUGGAAGGAGAGAGUGAAAUCUGAGUGGAAAGGAGACAAAAAGGAGCGCAAAGAGGGAAGUAAAAUGGAACGGAAGGAGAAGGAGUGGAAAAAGGGGGAACAUGAGCAGGUAAAAUAUGACCAGGGGAAAGGCAAGGAAGGUAAGAAAUGGAGGCAAAGUGAAGAUAAAAAAGAAUGGAAGGAGAGAGGAGACUGGAAGAAAGACAAGGCUAGCAGAGGGGAUGAAGGAAAGCCAUGGAAGGAUAGGGAAGGUAAGAAAGAAUUUAAGGAAAAGGGUGAGAGAAAAGAAUGGAAGGAGGACAAAGAUUGGAAAAAAGGAAAGCAUGUGAAAUUGAAUGAUGGAAAACAGUGGAGAGGUAAGGAGGAGAAAAAGGAGUGGAAGGGAAGAAAUGACCAUGGAGAGAGGCACAAAGACAAGGAGCAGUGGAGGGGAGGGAACAACCAUGGAGAGUGGCAUAAAAGCAAGGAGCAUUUGAAGGAAGGGAAAGACCAUGGAGAGUGGCAUAAAGGCAAGGAGGAUUGGAGCGGAAAGAAAGAAUGGAGGAAAGGGAAGGAUGCCUACAAGGAAAGUGACAAUGAACGGAAAGGGAAAUGGGAGAAGAAAGACUGGAAGGAGAAAGGAGAGAAAAAUGAAUGGAAGCGAGACAUUGACCGGAAGAGUAAAAAUGGCAAAGAUCAGGGUAAAGAGUGGAAGGAGAAGGACGAGAGGAAACAGUGGGUAAAGAGAGAGUGGUCCAAAGAUGGAAACUGGAAAGAGGAAAGGAAUGGCGGAGACUGGAAAAAGGAUAGAGGAAACAAGCACAAAGGUGAGCGCAAAUAUAGCCAACAAGAGAAUCACCACAACCACCAUAAAGAGCAUGUGUGGCAGGGCCCGGGAGACAGGAAGCCAUCACAUGUGCAUCACCAACCCUCGCUGGAGGAGCCGGACUAUUGGGUCCACCAGAGGGACAGGCUGCAGCACAACCCGAGACCGACAGACAGCUGUGACUCAGUGGAGAUGUGCGCCCAGGCUGAGGGCUUGCUCCCUGUCCCCUUACCUGAGUUCGAGGCCAUCCUCCAAAGUUACCUGGCCAAGGCAGAGGAGGCAGGAGUGGAGGCUUCAAAGAGCGAAGAGCUCAGUAAGCUCGCCACAGAGUUCUUCAGGAAUGGAGUCUUUGUUCAUGACCAGAUGAGCUUCAGAGAUUUUGUGGAGGAUGUGGGUGACAUUUUGGAAGAUAUGGUAGAGGGAGAUGAGGAUGAGGGAGAUGAGGAUUCUGCCAUAGAGGAAGAAAUGGAGGGGUUUGAAAGAGAGGUCAUGGAUAAAUUUGCAGUGCCAGGGGCUGGAGAAAGGGAAGAGAGAAAGAAAGGGGAGUGGAGGAAGGAGAGUGCAAGAGGACGUGGCUGAUGGGAAUUAAAUAAUGGAUGGAUUUGUCAUCAAAAGAAAGAAUAGGAGACAAGUAAUGAUGGAUGAGUGGGGCUAUUCAUGAGUGGGGACACUUCAUAUUGGACCACACUUGCUUGCAAAUAUAUAUGUAUCAUCCUUUUUAUCUCUUUUAAAAAAGGAUGGCCUAUGUCUUUCUGUUUGUUCUCUCCACAACCUGAUAGAGACACUCAGCUCAAAUUUUUAUUUCACUGUGCUCAUUGUUUUAUAUUUUACCUGCACAGAUACAUGCACGUUUAUAUACAUUGAUACACAAAGCACUGUCAUCAACAUGUAAAUGAUGAUUUCGUGAGAAGUUGAUGGGGAGCAGAGAGAGGAUGAUGAGAGGGUAGAGAGACCAGGGAAGGACAACACAUCCUCAUAGCCUUCAUGGUUUCUCUUCUAAUGUCCAGUCUCAAACUCAGCAACUUUUCAUUCAUGACUGAGUACCUGCAGCUGAUGGUGAAAAUAUUACCGCACAUGACAGACAUUUCUGCAGGCAGGGUUACUCCGUCUCCCUUACAUAUUUACCUAGUGGGAGGUCAAAUGUGUUAGUUUGAGUUGGAUGUUAUUUUGCUUUGAUUCUCUAUUUGAGAAAAGGCACUGUACAGUCUUACUUUUCAUGCUCAAACAGCACUGUGCACUGGAGGAGUCCCCCUUUUCACUGCCAAGACCUGUACCUUUGUCAACUUUCUGUUAUUUAUCCCUAACUCUUAAUUUCAGACAGAUGAUGCUGAAAUUACUAAAGAAUAGUUUUAAUGAAGGGUGGAGUAAUCCUGGGCUACUUUAAAGGGUUAGUGAAUGUGUUGUGUGAAAGUAGAAAGUUCUGCAUUGAUUUCCUUUUGAAUGUUUGUACAUAUUGCACUAAACACAUUUGUUAAACAACUAUGCUGAAUAAAUAUAUAGUUAACUUAUUGAGGUCAGCAUCACAGAUAUAGAAAGGUCUCUUUGGGCACAAAAAUAUUACCUUGUUCGUUAUGCAUCAGACAUUUCAGGUACAGAUGUUUGUGCACUAAAAAGUCUUUAAUUUGUAUUAUAAAUGCAGCAUUUGUUGAUGCAAAUCAUUUUGUUUAUGGUACGUACUUCUUAAAGCAAACAUUUGUCUGUUCCCUGUUUACAUGCUAACUUGAAAAAAGUUGGUGAUUUAAGAGUCUAUAGCCAUUUAGAUAUUUUUCAGGGGGUAUUGAUGCAAAAUCGCAUAAUAUAUGGGCUUCAUGGCAGCAUAGAGAACUUUGUACAUUAGGAUGUUCAUAUUUGACCAUAAGAUUGUGAUAAAAGCAGUAUAAUAAAUUUAGCAUAUCCCUGUAGUUAAAAAUGUUGUAUUUUGUCUUCUUGUCACUCACCUGCAAGCCUUCAACAUUAGCUGGUGUAUACUGUUUAUUAUGUGUUUUACAGACCUGGUGAGAUCUUACGUUAUACUGAAUAUUAAUGAUAAUGGUAUGGCUGUUUGAAGAAUAGUCUUAACAGUUUUUCUGUUGACUUGGAAAUUCAGUGGAAUCUGUAAAGGAAGAUAGGCUAAAAUGCUGACAGUUAAAUAAACCAGGUCCAACUCAUAAAUAAACUUGAUUCUGUCCAGAGUCAAGGAAAAUAAAAUGGUUGCAAGAAUUUAUUAUAUAUUAUAAAUAAUGUGUGAGUGUGCUGCUGCUCCUGUCUGUGUAGUGUGUGUGUUGACAAUUCUCCAGACAAUUUUUCGGCGUAUGACAGUGUUCAGAAGGACAUUGGAGACACCAUUCACUGUCACCACAUGCCUGGCCGGGGAAUCUAUGCAAAUUUAAAGUGGGCUGAGU
Myripristis murdjan (pinecone soldierfish) is the source of this 4813-nucleotide messenger RNA. RefSeq names its product pre-B-cell leukemia homeobox interacting protein 1b (gene pbxip1b). Lineage: Eukaryota; Metazoa; Chordata; Actinopteri; Holocentriformes; Holocentridae. Gene Ontology annotation, cellular component: membrane. The record is from RefSeq and is a predicted model, not a curated record. The transcript has 11 exons. The coding region runs from base 168 to 3011 and encodes 947 amino acids.